AUGGAUGAACAUAUUUCAUGGCUUGAAGAAUUUAUUCAAGAAGCAUCUGUUAUUCUCAAAGAGUUUACAAAUGAACAACUAGAUAUAAUUCAACAAAUAUUUCAACAAAAUCAAUAUAUUGAUAAUGAUAUAAACAUACUUCUUGCUAAUCAAUUUAAUACUGAACCAAUAUGUAUUCUUCUAUGCUUUGAUUAUUAUCGUUUAAUAGUUCAUGUUGAUAAUCGUCGACGUCGUCAUUUCGCACAUGUUGCUGCUUGA
Rotaria sordida is the source of this 258-nucleotide messenger RNA. Lineage: Eukaryota; Metazoa; Rotifera; Eurotatoria; Philodinida; Philodinidae. The record is from the annotation of a GenBank genome assembly.